AUGAGGAGUCGUGUGGUUGCUCAACAGCUCAAGGAGUGUCGUGCAUCAGAAGGGUUGUAUGCGGUUGCUGCUUGGGGUGCCCGUGAGGAGUUGGAGUGGUGGGAUUGGUUGCCGAUGACGAAGGUGGUUGCUGAUGAGAGGGAUUCUUUGUUGAAAGCUGUCAACUGUGUUGAGGUUGAAAGUGUCCUGAUUCAGUGCAACCGGCAGCAUCAACGAAAUUCAAGCAUCUGCUGUUCUGGAAUUUGUAUCGAAGUGAUGAUGUCAGUGGAGGAGAAGCCGACGUCAUCAUCGGCAUCCUCGACGGUUACGGUGGUACGUAGAGAAGUGGAUCCGUUGCUGAAGGAUCUGAACGAGAAGAAGCAGAGCUUCAGGCGGAACGUGGUGUCGUUGGCGUCGGAGCUCAAGGACGUUCGCGGCCGUCUCGCUUCUCAAGAAAAGUGUUUUGCUCGCGAAACCCUAACUAGACAGGAAGCUGAAACCAAAGCGAAAAUCAUGGAAAAUGAAAUUAGUAGAUUGCAGAAAAGCUUAGAGGAGAGAAAUGUCCAGCUUCAGGAGUCAACAUAUGCUGCUGAUAUGUGUGACAAGGAUCUGGAUGAUUUGAGAUCACAGCUUUUGGCGACUAAAGCUACAACAGAUGCUAGUGCACAGUCCGCUCAAUCUGCAGAAUUACAGUGUCUGGCGCUUUUGAAAGAAUUAGAAGAGAAGAAUUUCUCUUUAAAGGAGCACGAGGUUCAUAUCAAUAAGCUGGGAGAAAAAAUAGAUAUUCUUCAGAAGAAUCUUCAAGCUAGGGAUCUUUCUCAAAUACAACUGAAAGAUGAAGUCAUGAGAAUAGAGCACGAGAUUAUGCAAGCAUUAGCCAAGGCUGGAGCGAAUAAAGAUUGUGAGCUUAGGAAAAUAUUAGAUGAAGUUUCCCCUAAGAAUAUUGAAAAGAUGAAUAAACUUUUGACUGUAAAGGAUGAAGACAUCGCUAAGCUGAGAGAUGAAAUAAGGAUUAUGUCUGCUCAUUGGAAGCUUAAAACUAAGGAGUUGGAAUCUCAGUUAGAGAAGCAUCGUAGAGCAGACCAGGAGUUGAAAAAGAAAGUACUGAAAUUAGAGUUUUGUCUACAAGAAGCUCGUGCUCAAACUCGCAAGCUCCAAAGAAUGGGAGAGCGUAGGGACAAAGCUUUGAAAAAACUCAGAGAUCAACUGGCGGCAAAACAACCCACGAUUACCAGAAGGAAGAACUUCUGGGAGACCCCCAGUUUCAAAAUCGUGGCUUCAAUGUCAAUGGUGAUAUUGGUAAUAUUCUCGAAGCGAUAA
This is a messenger RNA of Fraxinus pennsylvanica, 1299 nucleotides long. Lineage: Eukaryota; Viridiplantae; Streptophyta; Magnoliopsida; Lamiales; Oleaceae. The record is from the annotation of a GenBank genome assembly.